AUGUUCUACACAAUCUCUUACAACAAGAAUUCUGCGGAAGCCGAAAGCGUCUCUGAGAUGGCAAGCAAUCACACCUUUGGCGAAUAUCGACAGUCGAGACUUGCGUGCGUAGAAUGCCGUGCUCGAAAGGUCAAAUGCUCAGGAGAAAACACAGGUUGCCAGAGAUGUCAGGGAACUGGUAUUACAUGUGUAUUCCCAGAGAGAACCAAGCGUGGCACCAAGAGACAAAAGAAUUCCGCCCCAUCCGAGUGUAAAGAUGGGCGAGAGCAUAUCACGAAUAGUGAGAAGAGCAUCAAGAACGGAGAGAGCAGCAGCUCGUUUGCGUCUGCGUCUACCCGCAAUGCGCAUCCUUUUGCUUCCACUGUCUCGACCUCAGAAUUUUCGCCGUCUCUGGACUUCAGCCCGUCGGAUUUUUCAUUACACUGCGCUAGUUUGGGCGACAACUUCACUCUGGAUCUUGAUCAGUUGAACUCUACUCUUGGAGAUCUUAGCAGCAUGACUUCGAGCAGCAGCAUUUCGCCUCCACAAAGUCAGUCGUUCUGUAUGGCGCCGCAAAGGGUUCGCAGAACUACAGAAAGCUUGUGUCUGGACGAUAACUCUUCGAUAAACGAUGGAGACCUAUGUUCAUGCGCUCAAUCUGCACUUCACAUGCUGGAAGAGCUGGAACUCCAAUACCACAGCAAGAUGGAUGUAGCUAGCGACGGUGUACUAGGUUACCAGAAGAUUGCUUUGGAGCGGCUUAAUUCUUGGCUCUCUUGCGAUCACAGCCAAACACCUCGAGCUACGACCAAGCUGAUAGUGCUGGUCAUAGAGGGUCUUUCACUCUAUCUAGAAAGAGGCGUAGCAGGUUGUGUCCGUCAGAUACGGCAGGAAGUCACGGAUGAAAUUCCCUAUACAGCGAGAUUAUGCAACGUUGGUGAUUAUCACGUUGAGUCGAAACAUGAGUGGGCACAUAUUCUACGAGUGGCACUGUUGGUACGAUGCAGGGAGCUCCUGGCCGCGGUUACACGACUCAGAAAGCUUGACGUCAGUGACGUGCUUCUGCCUGCGGUGGAGCAGAGGUUAUCAGGAAUCAUACAAGAGCUGAAAGGAUGGGAAGAUUACUUAUAG
Molecule: messenger RNA, 1110 nt
Organism: Trichoderma virens Gv29-8
Lineage: Eukaryota; Fungi; Ascomycota; Sordariomycetes; Hypocreales; Hypocreaceae
Exons: 3
Coding region: 1-1110 (369 amino acids)
Biological process (GO): positive regulation of transcription by RNA polymerase II
Cellular component (GO): nucleus
Molecular function (GO): zinc ion binding; sequence-specific DNA binding; DNA-binding transcription factor activity, RNA polymerase II-specific
Source: RefSeq, a predicted model, not a curated record